GUGUGUUUUGGAGAAAGGAAACCGAGAGUGUUCCAGAAAAGGAAAUUGGGAUCUAUUUAUAUUUGUUUCUUCUUCUUCUUUGGAUUAUAUUUCUCCAAUUACUUGCUGGUAGUAAAGAUGUAGCUGGUUUGAAGUACACCGCUAUCUUACUUCCAAUGUUUGAAGUAAGUGGUUUGUCAUGGUGUUUUGUCUUUCACGACAACCACUGUUUUAUUUUUCUAUCUUUCUUUUUCACCUACCUACUGGUAUGGUUUUUUUCUUUUGUCUUGGAAACUUUGUUGCUCUACUGCCUUUAUGGCUUAAUAACAUUCCGCGUUAAAAGAAAAAAAGAUAGACAGUGCGUUAAGUUCUUAGAGAAGGGUUCGUACGGAUCCGUCUAUCUGUUCAGUUCAGUGUUGUACACAGCAGUGAAGGCCUAACUCCAUCCCAUGGAAACAGCGUCUACACACGGGCACGCUUCUGUCUGAUUUCAUGCACAGAAGAACAUUGUCUGAUUAUGCUCACCAGACGACGAGUCACUGGCGGCGUCAUCAGCGUCACGUCACGGCAAUUGUUUUUCUCCAUCGAUAACUGAUUCGCAAGGUAUGAAAUUCUUUACUAACUGUUAGCUUAAUAGAAGGAAAAAAAAAACAUAUUUUGUAAGGUAUAUAAGAUAAAAGUUUUUGUUUUGGUCAAAACAUUAUUUUCACUUAACUUAUUUAAAAAAAAAACUUUUAAACUUUGAGAGGGAAAACUCUAUAUUACUUUAAUCGAUAUUGAAAACUUAAUGUGUAAUUUGUCAAAACAAAUAAAAAUAUUACAUCCUGUCUUAAUUGAUCGUUAGAGAUUGUAUGAUUCUUUUGUUAACACUUAUGAUCAUUUAGUUCUCAUAAUCAAUCUAGUAAUAAAACAGUUUUCCCUCUCUCUGGUAUUUCCAAAUUUUCUAAAAAAACUCAAUGCCUCACUUGCUUUUUUGGUUUGUUUUUAUUUCCUGUGAUUCUUUUGCUUGUUUAUUUUCUUCCAUGUGUUCGUUGCUUUGAUAUUGGACCUGGUGGAGGGGAUGAGAAGUCUGAUUUGUUAGGAGAUAGAGAAGACCAUCUGAUCCCAUCUGCUUCCCAGGGUGAAUCAACCGUCUUCUUCAACAAGAUGAAAGGUGACGUGACUAUUACUGCUAUCUUGAAGAAUUCAAAUCAGGACUCAGGAGAUGAGGGGAAAGAGGCUGUGUUCAGUCUUUAAAAGCCUAUGAGGUCUUUUGGUUUCCCGAAGAAGACUCAACCAAACCAGGACACGCAACAACUCUGUACAUAUGAAGACGAAGCGCACUAAACAGAUGAGAAGAACUGAAGAAGUCGGUUUUGUAGACUGAUAUGCUUAAACAUAAAGUGUGUGUUUAUGUCUAUCUUUAGCUCUCUCUUACUCAUGUUCGUUAUAUAUAUAUAUAUAUACCAUAUCAGCAAGCAGCUGAAAAGUUUAUUCAUAUAUUUAAAGUUUUCAGAUUUUGAUGUCGAAGUCGAAUCACUUGCAAGUUUAGAAGAAAGGGUACGAAAUCAAGUGAAAUAAGAAAUGAUGUUUAUUUAAAUGAGUGAAGGGAUAUGUUCUGUGGAUACACCAAAGUUGAAAUCAAACCGUAAACCGGAUUGGUCACACUUGGUAUAACCGAUUCUUCAUGCAAUCGGCUAGCUAUCUUCUUCAAUCAACGUUACACGGUUACACCUAACAAAUAAAAGCUACACUUCUUCCUAAUCACAAAAAGAAAGAAAAUAAACUGAAAAAAAAAUCAAAGCGAAACCACAGAUUCGAUUGAUAUUUUGCUGCUGAAAUUCCAUUAUUUUCUGGAGAAAAAUAAAAGAUUUCAGUAUUUUCUCUGCCAUUAGUUUGAUUUUUCCGAGGAAACAAAUAAGAAAAAGAAAAAUCUGCAGUCCUUUUUACUCAUUUAUUGCUGUUUAUUUUCUUUAAUUAGAUGAUGUAUGAAGAGAUUGUUCCUGUGUUCGUCUCUGCAUCAGAUGGAAGAUAACAAUUCUCCCAAGAAGGAUUACUAUAAGAUUCUGGAAGUUGAUUAUGAUGCAACUGAGGAGAUGCUCAAACUGAGUUAUCGGAAGCUUGCUUUGAAGUGGCAUCCUGAUAAGCACAAUGGUGAUACUAUGGCUACUUCAAAGUUUCAGGAGAUCAAUGAAGCUUAUAACGUGCUAAUGGAUCCUGAUUUACGUUUUGAGUAUGAUUUAACCGGAAUAUACGAGAUUCACAAGUAUACUUUGCGGGAGUAUCUGGCUAGGUUUAAGGGAAUGAUACUCACUUGCAAUGGACUAGGCAUCAGUCACUCCUCAUCACCAUGGACACAACAAUUGGCGGAAGGCAAUAUCACUACAGAUGAGCAAGGCUUCUGUACUGAAACUGAAACUGAAACUGAAACAGAGCUUAAGUAACAUUUGAUCUUGAAACUCAAAUGGCAUUAUCAUUCGGUCUUCCACAAAUUUUGAUCAGGAGCUGUAAUACAGAGGUGUAUGCUUUUUAUGUCUACCCCCAUUCGACGAUAUAACAGCUUUUUCAGGAUGUUUAUGUUUUAGAAAUAUGAUGGUAUUACACAAUAAGAAGAAAACAUUGUGUCUAGUCAAUGCUUAACCUUCAUAGAUUUUGUGAGUUAGGCCUUUACUCUGUGUUUGUAUUAUAUGGGUUAUACUCAGUGAAGACUUCAAUCUUCGGAUA
Molecule: messenger RNA, 2682 nt
Organism: Brassica napus (rape)
Lineage: Eukaryota; Viridiplantae; Streptophyta; Magnoliopsida; Brassicales; Brassicaceae
Product: dnaJ homolog shv-like
Exons: 9
Coding region: 1947-2402 (151 amino acids)
Cellular component (GO): cytoplasm; nucleus
Source: RefSeq, a predicted model, not a curated record